AUGGCCUGGAACAUUAGGGGUUUGAACCGACCCCUGAAACAAAGUGAGGUUCGUGUUCUUGUAGCUGAAAAUAAUUUAAAAGUUUGUGCUAUCUUAGAGUCUCAUGUGGAAGUUACGAAACUGGUUAAAGUUUGCAAAAAUGUGUUUAGAAAAUGGAAUUGGACUUCAAAUGGUGGUCAAUGUAGUCGAGGCACUAGAAUUAUUUUGGGUUGGGAUACGGAUUCGGUAGAUCUCAUGGUUUUGGCACAAUCGGAUCAAGUGAUACAUGUUCAACUGAUUUUCAAGGCCGAUAAGAAAGUUCUCUUUGGCUCGUUUGUGUAUGCCGAAAAUAAGUAUCAGGAACGGAGGGCCCUAUGGGAUGAUCUAUGUAAGCAUAAUAGUCUGUGUUAUAAUAAGCCCUGGUUUGUGAUGGGGGAUUUUAACACGACUCUUUAUCAUGAGGACUCGCUUUAUGGGCCUUCGAAACAUACAAUAAGCAUGAGGGAGUUUAAUGAAUGUAUUCAGAAGUUGGAGCUGUUUGAUAUCAAAGGGCACGGCCUUCACUAUACUUGGACUCAAAAACCAAAAAAUGGCGUGGGGCUCUUGAAGAAGAUUGAUCGGGUUAUGGGUAACUUUAAGUUCCUUGAGAUUUUUCCAGACGCUUAUGCCAUGUACCAGCCGUAUAGAGUGUCUGAUCACUCUCCGUGCAUUUUAAAGACGAACAUAAGUGUGGCAAAUCGUGCUAAACCGUUCAAAUUUCCUAACUUUAUUACUGCCAAGCCUGAAUUCAGAAAGUAUGUUGUCCAGGAAUGGUCGAAGAGCAUUGAUGGAGUUCACAUGUUCUCGGUUAUGAAGAAACUAAGGAGCCUAAAGCCGAAUGCAAGAUGUAAAAUUCAUAGUAUUGUGGAUGCUUCGGGUAAUCGUCAUGAUGGAGAUGGAGUUGUGGAUGCAUUGGUUACGCGUGAGGAGAUUAAGCAGGCCAUGUUCAGUAUUAGUGAAAAUAAAGCCCCAGGUCCUGAUGGGUACACAUCAGCCUUUUUUAAACAUGCGUGGGAUAUAGUGGGUGAGGAGGUCACUAAUGCGGUGUUGGAUUUCUUUGAUAAUGGUCAGCUGUUGAAACAAAUAAAUCACGCGAUUCUGUCAUUGAUUCCAAAGAAAGAUACGGCGGAUUCAGUAUUGGACUAUCGUCCAAUUUCUUGUUGCAAUGUUCUGUACAAGUGCAUAAGUAAGAUUAUCACGGAGAGAAUAAAGGGUAGCCUGGAGUCGUUUGUGGGGAUUAACCAAUCCGCUUUUGUGCCGGGUAGGAAGAUAUCUGAUAAUAUCCUUCUCACUCAGGAGCUCAUGCACAACUACCAUCUCAAUAGAGGUCCCCCGAGAUGUGCCUUUAAGAUUGAUAUCCAGAAAGCAUAUGACACGGUGAAUUGGAGUUUUUUGGAGGUGGUACUUCAGCGUUUUGGCUUUCAUAAUAAGAUGGUUAAGUGGAUCAUGACCUGUGUAACCACUGCUUCUUAUUCGGUCAGUAUUAAUGGUGAUAUCCAUGGAUAUUUCCCAGGAAAACGUGGCCUGCGCCAAGGGGAUCCCAUGUCGCCUUACUUAUUCACGCUUAUCAUGGAGGUGCUCUCUUUAUUGCUUCAAAAGGCGGCUGAAUCUUCGUUUAAAUAUCAUGCUCACUGCGCUAAGCAGAAAAUCAUUAACGUCUCAUUCGCGGAUGAUUUGUUUAUUUUUGUUAAUGGUGACAUCAGCUUGGUUAAGAAGGUUAAAAAUGCUCUUGAGUUGUUCACUAGUAUUUCCGGUUUAGUUCCGAGCCCUUCAAAGAGCACGGUAUUCUUGUGUAACGUCCCUCCAUCGGUUCGUCAACAGAUUCUGAGUGUAAUGCCCUUUCAACAAGGUGUUCUCCCUAUUCGGUAG
Messenger RNA from Helianthus annuus (common sunflower), 1887 nucleotides. RefSeq lists its product as uncharacterized. The transcript is spliced from 3 exons. The coding region runs from base 1 to 1887 and encodes 628 amino acids. NCBI's taxonomy places the organism in Eukaryota, Viridiplantae, Streptophyta, Magnoliopsida, Asterales, Asteraceae. The record is from RefSeq and is a predicted model, not a curated record.